UUCUCUCGACCCCUUCUCCUUGGUGAGCUUGGUUUACGAACGUCACAAAAAAUGUCUUCCUGCAAAGACCUGUCUUGCCGACCCAGCCCGUGUUAUCCUGACAUAUGCCCAGAUCCAUGUGUUGUUGCCCGCAAUGAGCCUUGUAUCACCUCGUGUGCAGAUUCAACAGCAGUGGUCUAUCCACCACCGGUUUCCGUGCUAUUCCCAGGACCAAUUCUCUCUUCUUCCCCUCAACACAGCCUAGUGGGAAGCACCUUACCAGCUCUACCCUAUGGAGCUAGGGGCUCAUUUGGGGGUGGUGCUUUGGGUGGCCCAAUUGGUUAUGGUAGUGGAUAUGGGGGUGCUUUAGAGGGUGGUUAUGGUUAUGGGGGCUUAAGCGGUUAUGGAGGCUCAUAUGGUUAUGGGGGCUUAAGCGGUUAUGGAGGCUCAUAUGGUUAUGGGGGCUUAUGUGGUUAUGGUGGUGGAUACGGGGGUGGCUAUGGUGGCUUAUGCGGGUAUGGGAGGAGAUAUGGUGGGAGGUGCUAUUCUUCCCGCCGUGGAAGCUGUGGCCCAUGUUAAACCCAGAAGAAAGAACCACGGAAGAAGAAACAACCAGGAAAUGAAAGAGACGAGAGAGAUUCACCACUCAACUACAACAGUACUCAAAAUCAGUGGGGGUUUUGGCUGUUUGUCGACUGUAUAAAUCAGGCCUAUCUAUGCUUUCCUCUUGUUACCUGUUACCUUAGCUUUAUGGUCUAUAUUGUUUUGCAGUUUAGUCUCAUGCUUAUAUUGUUCUUUGUCCUAUUUGAUGCUGAGGAGAAAAAAAAAUGGUUUAAGACUGGACAUGACUGUCAAACUCUACAGCUUCAAGAAAGAGAGCAGAAUAGCUUGUGUGAAACGCAUCACCUUGGAGCCGGUCACUGGUUGUAGCUCUUCUUGUAACCCUGAAAAUACAUUCUUUGUUCUCUGCAUUAAUUCAUUCUGUAAGUGCCAACUGCACUGCUCAUUCCCAUUAAAAAUUA
Chrysemys picta bellii (western painted turtle) is the source of this 1001-nucleotide messenger RNA. Its product is annotated as scale keratin-like. The record is from RefSeq and is a predicted model, not a curated record. Lineage: Eukaryota; Metazoa; Chordata; Testudines; Emydidae. Gene Ontology annotation, cellular component: intermediate filament. Gene Ontology annotation, molecular function: structural constituent of cytoskeleton.